GAGAGCGUUUGUUAUUGGCGGUGACGCAAGAACGCAUCUCCCCGCCCCUUCCCUCCUGUUGUGCGGUGCAUCUGUCUGCGCGAUUCUCUAGCCACCGUAUCGACUUCAGUGUUUAUUUGGUUGUCAUGGCGGAGGGACGUGGAGAACUACCGCCUCGUUCGCCGCUGCACCUAUCCCUACCACCGGCCAGCAAGCGACCUUGCUUGCGACCCGCUCCUCGUGGACCGGGUCCGGGGCCUGGGCCGGGAUAUUCGAACUCUCGUCUUCGCUCUCCGGAAUCUCUUUUGGACUGUGCUGCUAAGGCCGUAGCGGAGAAAUGGGCCUUCGAAAGGGUGGAGGAACGCUUCGAGCGGAUCCCGGAGCCAGUUCAGCGCCGCAUUGUGUACUGGUCAUUCCCGAGGAACGAAAGGGAAAUUUGUAUGUAUUCGUCGUUUCAGUGUCGCGUUGCUGGAGAAGAAGGUCCAGCCGUGGGCUCAAACGCUUCCGUUGGGUCUGGGGCUGUCCCUGGAGGGGUUACAACCACAACGGGGAACACGGGGGCAGGGGGCACCGGAGAUGGGCUUCCUUUCCGCCGGGGGAUCCGGCUUUUGGAGACUGGUUGUGUGGAAAAUGUCUUACAAGUCGGUUUCCACCUCAGCGGCACGGUUACUGAGCCGGCCACGGCAUCGGAGCCAGAGGUCACCCACCGCGUGGCCAUCAGCUUCGACCGCUGCAAGAUCACCUCGGUGACAUGCGGCUGCGGCAACCGCGACAUCUUCUACUGCGCGCACGUGGUGGCGCUCUCGCUCUACCGCAUCCGCAAACCGGAGCAGGUGAAGCUGCGGCUGCCCAUCUCCGAGACGCUCUUCCAGAUGAACCGCGACCAGCUGCAGAAGCUGGUGCAGUACCUCAUCACCGCGCACCACACCGAGGUGCUGCCCACCGCCCAGAAGCUCGCCGACGAGAUCCUCUCCUCCAACUCCCAGAUCAACCAAGUGCACGGUGCUCCGGAUCCCACAGCUGGGGCCAGUAUUGAUGACGAUAACUGCUGGCACCUGGAUGAGGAGCAGGUCAGGGAGCAGGUCAAACAGUUCCUGUCCCAAGGAGGUUACUAUGGCUCAGGCAAACAGCUCAACUCCAUGUUCGCCAAGGUGCGGGAGAUGCUCCGGAUGCGUGACUCGAACGGAGCCCGCAUGUUGACCCUCAUCACAGAGCAAUUCAUGGCCGAUCCUCGUCUGUCACUGUGGAGACAGCAGGGCACAGGGAUGACGGACAAGUGUCGGCAGCUCUGGGACGAGCUAGGUGCUUUGUGGGUGUGCAUCGUGCUGAACCCCCACUGCAAGAGCGAGGAGAAGGGCGGCUGGCUGAAGCAGCUGAAGAAGUGGAGCGACAUGGACAUCUGCCCCCUGGAGGACGGCAACUACGGGAGCGAGCUGCCCAACAUCACCAACGCCCUGCCGCAGAGCAACCUGGCCCAAGACUCUUUGGGCCGGCCGCGGCGGACGGUGUUCACGCGGGCUGUGGAAGCGUGCGACCUGCACUGGCAGGACAGCCACCUGCAGCGCAUCAUCAGCAGUGACUUCUACAUGUCCCCGGCCUACCAGAGAGAGGGUGAGAGCCUGCUCUUCAAUCCCCAGGGCCUGCCACUCUGGCUGGAUCAUGUACCAACUGCAUGCGCAAGAGUGGAUGCUCUCCGUUCCCAUGGUUACCCCCGUGAAGCCUUGCGUCUGGCUGUGGCCAUCAUCAACACCUUGCGGCUACAGCAACAUCGACAGCUGGACAUUUACAAGCACCAGAAAAAAGAGCUCCUCCAGAGAGGAAUGACCACUACUACAAAUCUAGAGGGGUGGGUCGGCCAUCCUUUGGACCCCAUUGGCUGCCUUUUCGCCACUCUCACUGAGACCUGUCGAAUGGAGGACGACAACGCCAUGGAUACUGGAGACUCUGGCGAGCCCAAGCCGCCGGUGUACCAGCACGUGUCGGUGUGGGGCUGCCCGGACGGCAGCGAGUCGUACCUGGCCCUGGCGCUGGAGGUGGCGCUGAUGGGCAUGGGGCAGCAGCGGUUGAUGCCCGAGGGCCUCUACGCCCAGGACAAGGUGUGCCGCAACGAGGAGCAGAUCAUCGCCCGGCUGCAGGAGCUGGAGCUGGACGAGCUGCUGGUGCAGACGCUGCGCAAGCAGGCCAUCCUGCUGCUGGAAGGCGGUCCUUUCAGCGGCAUGGGCGAGGUCAUCCACCGGGAGAGUGUGCCCAUGCACACCUUUUCCAAAUACCUGUUCACCGCGCUCCUGCCCCACGAUGCCGAUCUGGCCUAUAAAGUGGGACUGCGUGCCAUGAGGCUUCCUGUGUUGGAGUCCUCGGCUCCAUCAGGCGAUGUCGGUCACCAUGGCAUCUCUAUUGUGCCUAGUCGUUAUCCACGCUGGUUCACCCUCGGCCACCUGGAGUCACAACAGUGUGAAGUGGCCUCCACCAUGCUCACAGCAGCAAAAGCUUUGCAUCAUGGUCUUGGGGGUGUGGUGUGUCUAGGGGACAUGUUGCGGCUUCGGACGGUACUCGAGGCCAUCCAGAAGAACAUCCACUCUCCUUCCCUCAUCUUCAAACUGGCCCAGGACGCCUUUAAAAUCGCCACACCUGCCGACAGCCCUCCGGACAUCACCCUGCUCAACGUGGCCUUAGAGCUCGGCCUUCAGGUGAUGAGGAUGACACUGUCCACGCUCAACUGGAGACGCAGAGAGAUGGUGCGCUGGCUGGUCACCUGUGCCACGGAAGUCGGCCUGCGCGCUCUGGUGAGCAUCCUUCAGGGCUGGUACACGCUCUUCACCCCGACCGAGGCCACCAGCAUCGUGGCGGCCACCGUCAUGUCCCACAACACCGUGCUGCGCCUGAGCCUGGACUACCCGCAGCGCGAGGAGCUGGCCAGCUGCGCCCGCACGCUGGCGCUGCAGUGCGCCAUGAAGGACCCGCAGAACUGCGCGCUGUCGGCGCUCACGCUCUGCGAGAAGGACCACGUGGCCUUCGAGACGGCCUACCAGAUCGUCAUCGACGCCGCCUCCACCGGCAUGACCUACUCGCAGCUGUUCACCAUCGCCCGCUACAUGGAGCACCGCGGCUACCCGCUGCGCGCCUUCAAGCUGGCGUCGCUGGCCAUGGCCCACCUCAACCUGGCCUACAACCAGGACACGCACCCGGCCAUCAACGACGUGCUGUGGGCCUGCGCGCUCAGCCACUCGCUGGGCAAGAACGAGCUGGCCACCAUCAUCCCGCUGGUGGUCAAGAGCGUGCACUGUGCCACCGUGCUCUCGGACAUCCUGCGCCGGUGCACCAUGACGGCGCCGGGCCUGGCCGGCAUCCCCGGGCGGCGCAACUCGGGCAAGCUGAUGUCCACGGACAAGGCGCCGCUGCGGCAGCUGCUGGACGCCACCAUCAGCGCCUACAUCAACACCACGCACUCGCGCCUCACGCACAUCAGCCCGCGCCACUACGGCGAGUUCAUCGAGUUCCUCAGCAAGGCGCGCGAGACCUUUCUGUUGGCGCAGGACGGACACAUCCAGUUCGCCCAGUUCAUAGACAACCUCAAACAGAUCUACAAGGGCAAGAAGAAGCUCAUGAUGCUGGUACGCGAACGCUUCGGUUGAGCCGCGGGGGUGUCAGGGGAAGGGGUUUCAUAAGGAACUACUUUUUUUUUUUUGUCAUCUAUUUAAAUGCAUUAGUUUCGUUUUUUUUGUUUUCCCUCUCUUGUUUUGUUUCCUUUUUUUUUUUUUUGCUUUUAUUUUUUGAAGAUUUUAUCUGUUUUUAUUUCAGGUUUGUGAGAGUGUGUGUUUGUGUAUGUGCGUGUGAGAUUUUUUCUUGUGUGUGUGUGUGAGUAAUCGCGAUUCACUAAAUUAUUCUACCAGGUAGAACCUGUGGAAGAUAAGUAGAAACACAUGGAGAAUGGAGGAGUAUUUUUUGCUUAAUUUAGGAAGAAAAGCAUAUUGUGGUUUAAAACAAUUGUAGAAGUGGCACAUAGAGAUAAAACCAAAUGAUAACUUGGGGCAUACUUUGAGCCAGGGGAAUCUUUCCGUCGACAUGGUCAGGGGGGGCGGAUAUCGCAGAAGCUUGAAUAAUCAGAAAACACACAAACAAAUGUAGAACGUCAUUCAUUCAAACGCGCAAAAGCCAGUGUUAAUACCUCGACUGGAUUCCAAGACUCAGCUUUAAUAACUCCGUGUGUGAAAGAGGAGCCAGCCUCUGGCCUUCUUGCUGUACGGAGGACAGGAACGGGUGAUGGCUACACACCAUAGACAUAUAUAGAUGUCUAUGGUACACACCAUUAGCAUUCAGCACCCAAAAACAAACGGCUAACCCUCAGACGCCCCCCUCCCCUCCGCCUACCCCCAGCCAAGCUACGGACCCCCUCUUCCCCUCUCUACUUUUCUGUACAUCCCGAUCGGGUUGAGUCGCAUCUCCUUUUCAAGUAUCAACAGCAGUACUUUUUUUUUUUUUAUAUAUUAGAGAGGUGAAGAAAAAUAUGACAAAGACUGUUGUCAAGUUAAUAAGGUGGAGUUUGGUACUCCCCUUCUUCCACAGAGAAAUGUGAAGACAUGUGAAGGCUGAAGUGAGGGUGUAGCAGACUUCAAGCUAGCGGGGCUGCAUUCAGUGUAGCUUCACAUGGACAGGGGAGAGAAGGAACAGAAGCCUUCAAUAAUUUUGUUCUUAAGACCCCCCCCACCCCCCCAUUCUUAUAGUUUUCAACAGUUGUAAUGAAAGCAUAGGGAGGAGCAGGAAGGGAGGGGGGGGGCAACCACGUCACACACACACACAAAGAUAAUAAACUGAAGAUGCUAACUGUGUUGGAAAAAUUGACCUAAUUGGCAAAGUUUUAAAGAUUUUUUGUUUGUGAUUUAUUAUCUGGGGGGUGGGGGUUAAUGAUCGUGUUAGAUGUUCCACAUUCCAUGAUGGCCACCCUCCACAAAGUGCCCCAGUGUGAACACGUAGAACAUUGUGAACACGUAGAACAUUGUGAACACGUAGAACAGUGCGAACACGUAGAACAGUGUGAACACGUAGAAUGCACUCUGCGACAUGCAGCUGAAGGAACACGGGAGGAGUGGAGGGGGAAAAAAAGAAAAGAAAAGAAACAAAACGAAACGAAAGGAAACGUGAAAAGAGAUGCUCAACGCCGUUCUCAGGGAAUCACUUAAAGAAACAAUACAAAAAGUAGUAGCAGAAACAUUUAAGAUAUUGUAAAUAUGAAAGUGUCAAUUCAAGAAAAAGUUGUAAAGUUAUAAUUAUUUAUGAUGACUGUAUGUUUUUUUUUUGGUUUGGUUUUGUGGUUGUUUUUCUUUUCAGAUACUUGAAUUUGUUGUGGGCUGGGAAUGUGACAACAGCAAGAGGAGAGAGGAAAGACUUUAAAAAUUCUCAGGUGCUCCUGUGUACAUUUCUCUGAUUUGUUUUCAUUUGUUACUGUUUUGCAACCUGUUUUGCAAGAGAUUGAAGAUAGGAGGACAAUUGUGAGCAGAAAUGAACAGACUAUGCAGACCACGUAAUGGUACCCCCUUCUCCCCAACACACACACACACACAUACACACACACACACACACACACACACACAUAUACUAGUCACACACUAGCCUUUUUUUUUUCUCUGGAGCGGUUCCCAGCAUACUGAGCGAGAGAGUGGGAUGUUUUUUCCCUACAUUUUUGACAGACACAGAGAGACAAAUAGAUACAGCCGGUUCCCACCCAACAAGUAUCUGCAUGUAGUGCGAACCGCAGCUGGCCUUUGCCUUUGAUAGAUUGACACACAAGUUCUUACUUCAAACUUUAAGCCUUAUUGUAUUCUCUUUAAAGCACCAGUGUGUGUUUUCAAGACUGUAGCGAUGGAGAAAUAUCGCCUUUGGCCCUCACACCUCCCCCUGAGACUUGAGGCGGGGUGCGGUGGGGGACGGUUAGGGCCCUGUGCUGGCCUGCCAUCGCCCUUCCCUGUGGUGACAUGCUUUCCCCCCCCUGACUCGAUGCUCAGCACAGGCAGAGGGGUGGUUCUUUGUUUUUUUUAAUUUCUUCUCCUGUAGGGACAGGGAGAGGGCACUCCGGAAGGAAUAACUAGGUAGACCCAGUCAGAAGCCUCUCCUCAAGACGAGCAGACCGAGGGAAUACUUGCCUUUUUUUCAAGAAACAUAUUACUGCAGGAUGAGCUAGUGUUGCCUGUUCUAUACAAAAAGCAAGCAAGCAAGUUUUUCUUUUUUUUUUUUUUUAUGUUUCGUAGUGGAAUUAGACGGUCCUAUGCCAUUGCAAAGAAAAUAAAAAAACAAAAAAACAAAAAAGAAAUCAAAAAACUCCUUUGGCUUUCCUCAGUCCCCACUCCCAUACUCUGAGUGUCUAUAUGUGUUAACUGUACCAGUGUUUAAACCCGUCCCUAGACUUUUUAGAAGGAAAGCAUAAUAAUCGCUGGUAGAGAUUGUUCACUAGUUCAUCUACUGUUUAAAUUUUGUUUGUUUUUAAUUUUAUUAUUUUUUUACUGUUUAUUUAAGGGAAAGUGUUUGUCGCCUCUUUGUGCUACUGAAUUGUAAGAAAAAAGGUAUCCAGUAUUUGUUGCCACAAAAGUAUAGUUCAUCAACACUUUUUGUUUGUGCAACCUCUUGAGCUAAUGUCUAUAAACAAAAAUUUAUUACUAUUUAUGUAAUGCUACUACCAUUUUAUAUGAUUUGUGUUGGAAUUUCAGUGCUUUUCUAUGAAUAAAGUGUGAAACACGU
This is a messenger RNA of Clupea harengus (Atlantic herring), 6708 nucleotides long. RefSeq names its product zinc finger, SWIM-type containing 5 (gene zswim5). Gene Ontology annotation, cellular component: Cul2-RING ubiquitin ligase complex. Lineage: Eukaryota; Metazoa; Chordata; Actinopteri; Clupeiformes; Clupeidae. The record is from RefSeq and is a predicted model, not a curated record.